This is a messenger RNA of Lineus longissimus, 1880 nucleotides long. RefSeq lists its product as uncharacterized. Gene Ontology annotation, molecular function: protein binding. Gene Ontology annotation, cellular component: plasma membrane. The transcript has 7 exons. The coding region runs from base 89 to 1213 and encodes 374 amino acids. NCBI's taxonomy places the organism in Eukaryota, Metazoa, Nemertea, Pilidiophora, Heteronemertea, Lineidae. The record is from RefSeq and is a predicted model, not a curated record.
UCUUGCCAACAUGGGCAAACCAUGGUGAAAAAAUAUCUACUCUUCCCGUUUCGUCACAUUCUAUAAAACCUAUUAUUUCUCUCUCAAAAUGAGUUUGUUUCGUGACCCUGUUUACUCGUUGAUACUAUGUAUUUUGCUCCAGGGCCUGACAACCUUGGGUAAUCAUCUCACCCCAAAAGUUUAUUACCUGGACGAAUUAUGUGGUAACGAAAGCUACCGUAACCUUAAAGUGUCCGGAGGAGGGACUAUCUACCUCUCAGGCCCUAAUAGCAUAUAUAACUCCAGCGAGGAUGGAUGUAGCGUCGUUUUAGAGAGCAUUGUCAGGGGUGGAUACUGGGACAUCCGGUUAGCGGAUAUCAGCUUGCUUCCUGAAGACGAUACACUCCGUAUAAUAGGAUAUUCAGAUGAUGUUAGACAGAUUUAUUAUGAUCACACAGACUGCGCUCAGGUUCCGAACACAUCAACUGCAGACCCGCAGGACGACAGUCGUCGAACCACUAACAACGAAACGCCAGGAAGCGACAAUGCAAGAAAAGCUCCAUCAGCGCAUAAUAACCCUUCGGGUCUGAUAUCGCCGACAUAUGACAGCAACCCUACGCCUUAUUCUUGCGAUGGGCAGCUGCCGAGGAUUCUCGAAGAAAAUAUUGAGAUAUUAGUCAAAGUGGCAGCCACAGCUAGCGCAGAAGGAGUAGAGAAGGUCAACUUUACAAUACGUUACAAUGCAGAUAUUGACUGCACGACCAAUGAAUUCAAAUGCACAGAGAUCCCACAAUGUGUGAAUUACUUCAGCCGCUGUGAUAAUGUGAUCAACUGUAUUGACGGCACGGAUGAAAGGAAUUGCACGGAUGACGAGCGGUGCCGUCCGGGCUACCUCCCAUGCCCGGGCGAAGAUCACUGUAUCCUUCCAGUGGAUCGCUGCGAUGGAUAUGGCGAUUGUAAAGAUCAUAUCGACGAAGCCGGAUGUUUAAGUAUACACUUCAACCUCUCGAAGCAUCCUUUGAUCAUUGCCACCUUUUUUUUCGGGAUAAUUGCAAUCGUUCUGGUUGCAACAGUGAUAUCAUAUCAACUCUACUGGCAGCGUAAACUGAAGCAGAUUGAGCGAUAUCGUCACGUGCAGAUGGAGGAUUUGCACGAGAUCGUGAAUCGACGAGACUCUGACGUCAGCAACCACCACGACCAUCAAGACGAUAACUUAGAACUUUAUUCAAUAUGAGGUCUGGCGAGCUUUUCAACUGACAUGACUGGAGUUCAAAGAUAUUCCUGCCCAAUGCAUGUACGCACGGACUUCUGUGAUGUACAGAGUGUUGUCGAGUUACCUGACAUUGCGCAAUUGCCUGACAUUGACACCAGAUUCCACACCGCAGCACUGUUGAAUAUCAAGUGGAAUUGUUAGAACAGUUUAGUUAUCUCACAGCUCGAAAAUCCUAAUAAGAGGAUUUUUAGAAGUUUUACUGAGUCUUCCAACUAAGAAUCUUACAAGAAUCGUGUAGAGAUUGUAGUUGAACAUGUAUACGAACUGAUAAGACCUUAACUAAAAGUCUUAUGGGGAUUUUACGCGGGUUGGAAUUCGAAUACAGCACACACUUAAUAGAGUCAACAAGCAUUAAAAUCUUCACGAUAUUGGAACUUCUUUGUCUCAAACUGCAGACGAAACCUGCAAUUUGAGGUCCAUAAUGUAAGAAAACUCUUCAAUCUAACAGUAUUUUGAAGGGAUUAUUUUCAAGAACUAUUGACUGACUCUGGCGGUCUAGCAUCAGCAGCAUUAUUGUAUCUUUCUUGUAACUAAAAUUAAAAAUGUAUAAAGUGUAUUCUACAUGAUUGGCAUGAAUUUGUGAAUAAUGUGAUAUGUUACAAUAAAUUAUCGAAGUUGGUACAUGUAC